ACGGAGUAUAUCGAUUUGGCUAGGAUGAAGCCGAGCUGGAUUGAAGGGUGGAGCUGUUUAGCACUUGAAGGCAGCAGCUACGGAGGCGGGAAAACGGAGAGGAUCAUCUCGCACGUAAUGCCGGUGACAUCAGACCGCGUUCUUAUCACGCCAUGUUAUCAUCAAUGCACUUGGAAUUCCAAUAACACCCUUGCUCUUUUGUUAAACUGACAAAAACCCCCCUUUCUCCUGGGGUUUUAUUGGUCGGUCACGUAAGAAAUCCUCACCGCCGGAUGGGAGAACCAGAAAUGCCACGUCAGGCUGCAGCUUUUUAACGUUUCAAAUGAGCUCUCUCGGUGCCACGUGUCCGGGUGCCGAGACCGCUGCUGGCCCCCACAACCGAACCCUUUAAAACUCUCGUAGAGCCCUAAAGCGCCAAAACACACCACCACUCCCCACCAAAGCUCGCAACCGCCCAGGCCUAGCCACCGCGCUUCCGUCAUGGCUUCCGCCACUUUCUCUCUCUAAAGCUCCGUCUCUUUGGAAAAACUCUCCGAUCAUUGAUAUCAGUACUUGUACAGCCUCCGGUUGAAGCUAAUCAAUGGGAUUCCAAAACCCAAAUGAUACACAGCAUCCACUAGCAUCUACUCCUUUUCAAGUGCAUGAUGAGCUUGCACUUUCCAUUAGGCAAAGUGGAGAUGUGCAGUGUAAUGGAAUGAUACAUGGUGGUUUUAGUUCAAAGGCAGACCUUGGUUCCCUGUCCUUAACAUCUUUUCCUAUUACUCCUUCCCCUCUUGAAAAUGUCAAUGCCCCGUUUCAGUCAUACACCUUCAUGCCAGAGUUCAAUGACAUUCAGAUGGAUAGUAGAGUGAAAUUCAGUGGCUUGCAUGAUCAACAUAUUGCCACAAAUUCAAUCAAUGUCAGUACCAUUGCACCCUCUUUCUUCAACCCACCUACAAUGCUUGAUCCUUCAAGAAACACAGGAGGAAUAUACCAUCCAGUAAAUGAUUGUAAUAUGCUUUCUAUGGAUAGUUUGAUGAACCAAGGUGUCUUUUAUGAUGUUUUUCAAAAUCCUGGAAUGGACAUGAAUUUCUUGCAAACAAGAGGCAAUGUUAUCAUGGAGGAAACAAAGUCUAAUAGUUUAAAAACAUUGAAGACAGCUGUAUGUCCAAACAUGGGGAAUAUCAUGCCUAGGCUUGAGCAUGCUCAAAAUAUUAUAGGAACAGAAACUACAAAAGCUUUCCUGGCCAGUAAUUCUCAGUCUUGCACUCCAAAAACAAUUGAUGGGAGUUUCCUGACACUUGGGAUAGGAGGUAACACAGAGCAGAGAUCAAGAAAUGUUUUCAGUACCAAAGAGAUUGCCAGUAAAUUAGAUGGAGCAGUCUCUCCACACUUCAACAAUUCUCCUUCUCCACAGAUGAGAAGAAAUUCCUCAAGUCUACCUCACAGCUUUGCUGGUGGUAGUGAUGCAUAUGGAGUAUCUAGUACUGCCUGCAUUUUGGGCCACCGUACUGUGUCUGCUAGUGAUGAUACAGUUUUGAUGUCUGCCAGCAGUGAACCGAGUCCAAAUUCAUUUCCUUUUCCAUUGACUGCACUAAGUGCUAACCAGCCUCUUUCUUAUGCAAACAAUGGUAGAAAUUCAAACUUUGUUGGUAAAACUAAUUCUAUGUAUAUGCCAAUGGAUAGAGCCGGAGGUGUUAUGGGUGAUCAGGUUCUGUCAUCGUUGACAUUUAGCAAUACCAAUUCCUCUCCUCUUGGUUCUACUAAGCUGUCUGAUAUAGCAUUGGAAUCUUUUAACAAUGAAUUCUUCACACCUAAAAUAAUGUCUGAGCAGCUGCAAAGCUACCCAAAUAGUGUAAAGAACAUGCCACCAGAACCUUCAAUGAAUUUCUGUAUUCCCAGGGCUAGAGGAGGAUCAGUCGGGCCAAAUCAUUUUGGAAAACUUGGUCCAUCUUCAGGGAUUAGUCAAACUCAAACUGUCGAAGAUGGUCUAUUUCCUUCAAGUGCUCAACCCAUUGGUUAUCAGUCUUCUAGUGGGCAAAUUACUUCUCCGAGUACUGCAGGAAAUGGCCUAUUUCCACAAAGAAUUGGAGUUCAUAUUGCAGAAAACAGUGUUGUGCAGCCUGCCAUUGGAAACCAAUUUCCUAAGAGACUAGGAUUACAACUUAAUGGUGAUGCUAUUUCUCAAGCUGGUCAGGAAUGGGUGUUGCAUAAGGAAGCAGGGCAUGCCCCACAAAAUGUACUUUCAGGUAAGCUACAUCAGUCGCAAAGCAGAAGACCUGCUCAGCUUCCAACAGUGUCUGCUAAGGGCCCCAGCAGUGUCAGUGUACCUAUACAGAUAAACAGAAAUCCUUCUGGACCUGAUUUUGUCACUGGUCAUGGAAUUCCUACUGCAAAGGUUAAUGCUAUUCCGCAGGCUUCUGAAACUCAUGGACAAGCAUCUCUUAAAAGAAAAGCGUAUGAACCCCCUCCAAUGUCUCAGCGCAAGAAGAUAGUCCACCGUCCAGUGGCUCGCACCCCAGGACAGAGCCUUCGACCUCGACUUCCCACAUCCUCUCCUGCUCUUCCAUUGCCUCACGUCAAGUGGCAAGGGUCUGAUGAACCUCCAAAACCCAGUGGACAGAAAUGCCUAUUGUGCAAGAGGGACGUGGCGUUCAGUCCAGAUGGGCCGGUGCAUCAGCCUUCCAUUCUGCCAGCCGUCGCAGUUCUUCCUUGCGGCCAUGUAUUCCAUGAUCAUUGCUUGCAUAUCAUAACGCCUGAAAACCAAUCAAAUGAUCCUCCAUGCAUUCCUUGUGCCAUUGGUGAAACAUGAAGAGCUCCGCUCCGCUCCUUUUGUUAAGGUUUUUUGGGGGCUAAUUUUAGAGGGAGGCAAAAACAGCUUCAAUUUUAUAGAAAGAUUGAAUAUAUUGGGAAAGGUGACAGCAGGAUAGGUAUAGUAGUUGAAUUGUACAGAAGGUGCAACUAAGCAGGCUUGGCAGACUAACCCCAAUUUGUAAAGUUACAAUUGCUAAUAUAGCCCCAACCCCCAUCCCCUUUUUGUUCAUUCAAUGUCAGGACAUUGAUUGAUGGUUUAGUUAUUGGAAUUUUCUCUAUUUUCUUAGAAAUUGAAUGUUAAUUCAUUA
Molecule: messenger RNA, 3101 nt
Organism: Ipomoea nil (Japanese morning glory)
Lineage: Eukaryota; Viridiplantae; Streptophyta; Magnoliopsida; Solanales; Convolvulaceae
Exons: 8
Coding region: 581-2791 (736 amino acids)
Source: RefSeq, a predicted model, not a curated record